GCACAACUGCUUCCGGGGUCUAGCUCAUGGACUGGUUGUGGAAAGACAGAGCGCGCGAAGUUUCUGGUCUGAAUUUGGCCCUGAAACAGUGAGGUUAUAAUUCUUCAGCCAGAAAUGACACCUUCAAAAGAUGGCCAAGGACCUAGUCUUAUUGAUCGCACUAUAAAAAUGAGGAAAGAGGAAAAGGCAAGAAAGGUGGUCUUUGCGUGGGCAGUCCUGAACUUCUCUCUGGCAGGCAUGAUUUAUUCUGAAAUGACUGGAAAACUCUUGAGCAAGUACUGUAAUAUUAAUUACUGGCCUCUCUGGUACAUUGAGCUCAUUCUUGGAUUACUGUUCCUCCUAAAUGCUGUAUUUGAUUUCUGGAGGUACUUCAAGUAUACAUUUGCUCCUUCCAGUGUUGUUGUCAGUUCUGAACAACAUAAACUUUUGGGCCUUAAGAAUUCUGGUAUCCAAGCAUCCCAUCCUUUAAAGCAAGAAAAAGCAGAAAUACCUGUGCCUUCACAGACCUCUCCUGUUCAAGGUCAAAGUGUCUUGACUUAUAGCCCCUCACGUCCAGCAAGCACAAGCCCUAAGUUCUCACCAGGCUGCAUAACAGGAUAUAGUCCUUCAUUACAAACACCUUCACCUGCUGGCAGUGGCUCCUUCAGUCCUUCAGUUGGAUAUGCAGCUAGCACCAGUUUUAGCAAGGUUUCAGGCUAUAGUCCAACAUCAGGGUCACCUCCCUAUGCUAAUAGCAUCAGUCCUGCUGAAGGUCCAAGUCUGAGGGCUCGGUACCGCACUUCACCUUCUGUAUUUAAUUCUCCUGGGGGCAAAGAGGACUACAUGACAGAUUCCAGGUCUUUGGAGAUGUUUCUUAACUCUGAAGAAGAAAAAAGACAUCGAAGCCACCUUGGUAGCCCUGAAUCAGUUUCUCCUUCUAACAGUCCUACAUUCUGGAAUUACAACCGCUCAGUUGGAGAUUACACUCAGACGUUGAGGAAAUUUCAGUAUCAGCUAGCUAGUAGGUCCCCGGCCCCAUCUGCACACAAAGAUGAAACUGAUCUUGGGUCUAAACAGGCUGCUGAAGAGGUUUGGGCAAGAGUGACACAGAACCGCUUGUUGUUGGACCACAUAGAUUCAUGGACAGCCAAGCUUCGAAAUUGGAUAAAUGAAACAAUUCUUGUUCCAUUGGUUAAAGAAAUUGACUCUGUUAAUACCCUGCUUCGGAGAAUUGGAUGUCCUGAAUUACAGACAGGAGAGGCAAGCAUCAGCAGUCUUAAACAAGCAGCUGUUGUCAAAGCUUCAUUGAUUCCAACACUGAAUGCUAUUGUUCAGUAUUUGGACAUCACCCCAAACCAAGAGUAUCUGGUAGAUAGAAUCAAAGAACUUGCACAUGGAGGGUGUAUGAGUUCCUUCAGGUGGAACAGAGGAGGUGAUUUGAAGGGCAGAAAGUGGGAUAAUGACCUUCCAACAGAUUCUGCAAUAAUAAUGCAUGUCUUUUGCACAUAUUUGGACUCUAGACUUCCUCCACAUCCCAAAUACCCAGAUGGAAAAACAUUUACUUCUCAACAUUUUGUUCAGAUGCCGGAUAAACCAGAUCUGUCAAAUGAAAACCUGUUUUGCAUCCAUCAGACAAGCUCUAGCCCACCUCACUAUCAGCUGAUAUACCAAGGACACAUAUAUAAUCUUCCCAAGGGUAGAAAUAAUAUGUUCCAUACAGUACUUAUGUUCUUAUUUAUAAUUAAAACCAAGGAAUCUGGCAUGCUAGGACGAGUGAACCUUGGCUUAUCUGGAGUAAAUAUUUUGUGGAUAUUUGAUUGAAGUUUGCUGAAUCUGUUGACCCAGGGACAUUGAGCAACACCUUUUAUUCAAAUAAACUAAUGUACACAAAGCUAUCAAGUUAAAUGGAAAUGUUUACGGUCUGUUUGGUGUCUAUUUAAGAUGCAAUGAAACUCAAUAUUAGAUAUUUUAAGGACACCAGGAACACUAGUAACUGAAACCUGCACAUUGAAGACUUGCUAUAUGUUAGUUCAGUAAAUAACAGUCCUAACUUGACAUUAUAUAUUCAUUGGUGAUAUCAUGUUAAAACCUUAUAAAUGGACAAUUUACAGACAUUUUAAAGACUACUUUUUCUUUCUCAAAUGAGUUACUUCCAUUAUUUUUAUUUAUUUUUUUUACUGUUUACCUUUUAACAUGAGUUCAUAACCAUCUUGAGACACAUUCAUAUAUAAAGACCACAUGUGUAUGGUAGGAAAAUUAAGAGAAGGUGGUAUCCGUCCUUCAAGUGUUUUGAGAAUUUUAAAGAUAUUGUGGUUUUUUGUCCUUCAAGAAUUUUGAUAAUUGUAAAGAAUAUAUUGGUGGAGAAGCUAUUAUGCAGGUUGGGUGAUGCAUAUAGUAGGACAUAAUUAUAAAUGCUGGUUUUUGCAAAUGUGAAAUAUGUAAAUGCAUUUUAAUUAAAUAAAUGCUCUUAUUUUUUGCUUUUAUGUGA
Erpetoichthys calabaricus (reedfish) is the source of this 2467-nucleotide messenger RNA. It is a transcript of the gene tmem209, whose product is annotated as transmembrane protein 209. Lineage: Eukaryota; Metazoa; Chordata; Cladistia; Polypteriformes; Polypteridae. The coding region runs from base 115 to 1800 and encodes 561 amino acids. Gene Ontology annotation, cellular component: membrane. The record is from RefSeq and is a predicted model, not a curated record. The transcript is spliced from 16 exons.